CAACACGUCAGUGUUGUAGAGUGCUGUGUUGGCUAUAGACUCGUGCAGUCGUGCAGUUGUACAGGUACUUUGUAGUUGGCAGUUGGCACUCGGCAGUGAGCGGUCUAUGGUUGUAGGAGUGUUACGUGUACCUCAGUAACGAUAUUUUUCCAAUAGAAGUCAAACCUUAUAUUUACAAAUAAAGUUAUAAAUUUAUUAUUAAAAAAAAAAUAACAAUAAUAAUGUCGAACAAUAAAGAUCCGGCUGAUAACCAACUCGAAGAUUUUAAAAAAUCUGUUAAGAGUACUGAUGUUAUUAGGACAGGGAAUGGUGCACCAGUUGAUGAUCAUACUAAUACAAUUCAAGCUGGAGUAAAUGGACCACUGGUGUUACAAGAUCAUACUUUUUUAGAUGAAAUAUCGCAUUUUGAUCGUGAACGUAUUCCAGAACGAGUUGUACACGCAAAAGGAGGAGGUGCAUUUGGUUACUUUGAAGUAACACAUGAUAUUACAAAAUAUUGUAAAGCUGAAAUAUUUUCGAGCAUUGGAAAACAAACUCCUGUCGCUGUAAGAUUUUCCACUGUUGGCGGGGAGAGCGGAUCAGCUGACACUGUUAGAGACCCAAGAGGUUUUGCUGUAAAGUUUUAUACUAAAGAUGGAAUUUGGGAUUUAGUUGGAAACAACACGCCAAUAUUUUUUAUAAGGGACCCAAUUUUAUUUCCAAGUUUUAUUCAUACCCAAAAGAGAAAUCCAGUUACCCAUUUAAAGGACGCAAAUAUGUUUUGGGACUUUUUGACUCUUCGUCCUGAAUCAUUACAUCAAGUGAUGAUACUGUUCUCAGAUCGUGGAAUUCCAGAUGGAUAUCGUCAUAUGAACGGUUAUGGAUCUCAUACAUUUAAAAUGGUCAAUUCUUGUAAUGACGCAGUUUAUGUUAAAUUUCAUUUCAAGACUGAUCAAGGUAUAAAAAAUUUGGAUGUUAAAAGAGCUCGCGAUCUUGCUGCUGAUGACCCAGAUUAUUCAAACCGCGAUUUGUUCAAUGCUAUUGCUAAUGGUAACCAUCCAACCUGGACUCUCUACAUUCAAGUGAUGACAUUUGAAGAAGCUGCUGCUAAUAAAUUCAAUCCUUUUGAUAUUACAAAAGUUUGGUCACAUGCUGAUUAUCCAUUAAUACCAGUUGGCAAACUAGUAUUGAAUCGUAACCCCACUAACUAUUUUGCUGAUAUCGAACAAAUUGCUUUUAGCCCAGCGCAUAUGGUGCCUGGUAUUGAACCUAGUCCAGAUAAACUUCUCCAGGGACGAUUGUUUUCUUAUAGUGAUACGCAUCGCCAUCGUUUAGGAGCUAACUAUUUGCAGUUGCCUGUAAAUUGUCCAUACCGUUCAAAAGUUGCUAAUUAUCAACGCGAUGGACCUCAAGCUUAUGAUAAUCAAGGAUCUGCACCAAAUUACUAUCCCAAUAGUUUUUCUGGACCAGAACAACAACCUACUUAUAAUAUGUCAUCAUUCAAUGUUUCUGGUGCUGUUGCUAAAUAUGAUUUAAGUAAUGAUGAUAACUAUAGCCAGGCAGGUUUACUUUAUAGAAAAGUUUUACCUAAAGAUGAACAAAAUAGAUUGGUUGAAAAUAUAGUUGACAACUUAAAACAUGCUGCUGAUUUUCUACAAGAAAAGGCAAUCUAUCAUUUCACUCAAAUUGAUGCAGAUUUGGGUAAACAACUAAGAGAACAUUUGAAGUUGGCCAAGUGUUCAAAAGCAAACCUUUAAUAAUUUUAAUAAAUCACUUAAUUAUUUAAAAUACAUAAAAAUAACUAAAAUUAUUUUUUUUUUUUUUAUCUAUUAUUGUAUUACUUUUUAAUUUUUAUUAAGCUGUGUAAAGACAAACUGUUUAAUUACUCAAGUGACUUAAUAAUUGUGUAAGUUUAUUUAUUAUAAUUUUUAAAUCAAAACAAUUUUUAAUAUAUUAUCCAUUAUUUUACAUUAAUAUUUGAUAUGUCAUUUUGAAAUUUUAUUUUUUUGAAAUUUAUCAAUAUAAAAUACAAGUUGAUAAGACAUGUUAGGCUUUCCUUUCCAUUAAAUGAAAUUUUAAUAAAUUUACUUAUUCUGAGUACUCUGGAAAUUUUAUAUUUUUGGAACUUGGGUCUUUGUUUGCUGUUUGUUCUGCAUAAGAUUUUUAGCCAUCCUUCACUUCCAAAUCUUCAUUAUAAUUUGUAAUACAUUUAUAAAGUUUUGUGAAAAAAUUUUUUUUGUUAGAAAUUUCAACUAAAAUUUUUUAUUGGCAUUUCAAAGUUUAAAAUAAGAGUAGGGGGAAUUGAAGAUUGCAGAAAUAGCCAACAUUUAAAUAAUUUUUUUUGUGUCAAUUGUUUGUAAGCUGUUAGGUAGGAAAUACCUAUUGGUAGUUUAUUUGGUAUUUGUUUUAUAUUAAAAAGAAUAUUGUUAUCUCUUAUUAAAACUGUGGUAAUGUUGAUCAUAUAGUAGUACAUUCACAAGCAUUCUUGUGAAGAACGUUCGAGAAUGCAUAAAACUGUGUAUUAGUAAUUACACCUAUAGUAUAAGUUAUCAAGUUAUCAUCAUUAUGGAUAACGUUUUAAAAAUAAUAUAUUGUGUAACUAAGAAUUUUACUCCUAAACUACAUGUGCAAUAAGUCCCUAGUGUUAGUGUAAAGUAUACUUUACCUGUUUACUUUGUAGUAGAAGUAGUAUUAAAUUUAAUAAAUAAACUAAUCAAUCAAUUUUUCA
Messenger RNA from Melanaphis sacchari, 2707 nucleotides. RefSeq names its product catalase. Bases 222 to 1736 code for a protein of 504 amino acids. The transcript has 9 exons. Gene Ontology annotation, molecular function: catalase activity; heme binding. NCBI's taxonomy places the organism in Eukaryota, Metazoa, Arthropoda, Insecta, Hemiptera, Aphididae. Gene Ontology annotation, cellular component: peroxisome; cytoplasm; mitochondrion. The record is from RefSeq and is a predicted model, not a curated record. Gene Ontology annotation, biological process: hydrogen peroxide catabolic process; response to hydrogen peroxide.